CAACAGGCAGCAAAGAUGAAGAUGACGACGAAGACGAACAAGAUGAAGAAGAGGAGGAGAGAGAAUGGGAUUCCACAGGCUUUCUUGAACGGUUGCGGCCACGGUGCAUGUGGCGCUCGCAAUACUUCGAGUCCAGUGACAGGCAAGCAAGUGGCCCAGUGAGGUGUGGCAGUGCUACCAAUCAUGCUAUAACUACUCAAAUAUCCUCCUCACUUUUGCUGCCGCAAUCUCCGAGUACUAUACUAGUAAGCCCCAGUACUAGUACUAGACUCCGCAACAGUAGUAGCGGUAGUAGUAGCAGUAGCCGUAGCAGCAAACGCAGCCGUAGCAUAACAAUCAGCAUGGCUGUUGCGCAGGAGAUAUCCACGACUGGCACAGUAAGGUCGAGGGAAGAAUUGAAUAAAGGCAUUGCAGAAUUAUAUGAUGAAUCUUCAGGGAUUUGGGAGGAUAUUUGGGGAGACCAUAUGCAUCAUGGUUACUAUGAUCCUUCACAACCUGCUUCUCUUACUCAACAUCGCGCUGCUCAGAUCCAAAUGAUCGAGGAGGCGCUUCGUUUCGCUGGUGUUUCAGAUGAUUCAAGCAGUAAGCCGAAAGUAGUUGUUGACAUUGGUUGUGGGAUCGGAGGCAGCUCAAGGUACCUAGCAAAGAAGUUUGGGGCUACAUGUCAAGGAAUCACCUUGAGUCCUAUGCAAGCCCAAAGAGCUCAAGCUUUAGCUGCUGUUGAGGGUAUUGCUGAUAAGGCAUUCUUUCAAGUAGCAGAUGCUUUGGAUCAGCCAUUUCCUGAUGGACAAUUUGAUUUGGUUUGGUCUAUGGAGAGUGGUGAACACAUGCCUGACAAGAAAAAGUUUAUCAGUGAAUUGGCUAGAGUUGCUGCCCCUGGUGCAACAAUAAUAAUAGUGACAUGGUGUCAUAGGGACCUUGCUGCCUCAGAGGAGUCCUUGCGCCCUGAUGAAACUGAACUCUUGCGCAAAAUUUGUGAUGCUUAUUAUCUUCCAGCUUGGUGUUCUGCUGCUGAUUAUGUCCAGUUGCUUGAAUCUCUCUCUUUUCAGGACAUAAAAACUGAAGAUUGGUCUCAAUAUGUUGCUCCAUUUUGGCCAGCAGUUAUACGCUCAGCACUGACAUGGAAGGGUCUGACAUCGUUGCUGCGCAGUGGAUGGAAAACAAUAAAAGGAGCAUUAGCAAUGCCAUUGAUGGUUGAAGGAUACAAGAAGGAUCUUAUUAAAUUUGCAAUUAUUACAUGUCGAAAGCCCGAGUAAUUAUCUGUUAUUUAUAGAAGGUUGUUUCUCCUCUUUGUUCUGCAAAUUACAUUACAUAAAGAUGAAUGUAGAACAUAGAGAAGCAUUGUCCUUUCUAUUUUUUUCGAUACCGAAAUAAUAGUCAAAAUUCAAACUAUUGAACUUGA
This is a messenger RNA of Beta vulgaris subsp. vulgaris (sugar beet), 1402 nucleotides long. RefSeq names its product probable tocopherol O-methyltransferase, chloroplastic. The transcript is spliced from 8 exons. Gene Ontology annotation, molecular function: S-adenosylmethionine-dependent methyltransferase activity. Bases 108 to 1256 code for a protein of 382 amino acids. Gene Ontology annotation, biological process: methylation. NCBI's taxonomy places the organism in Eukaryota, Viridiplantae, Streptophyta, Magnoliopsida, Caryophyllales, Amaranthaceae. The record is from RefSeq and is a predicted model, not a curated record.